UCGGCGGACACAUUCACUGCGAGAGAAGCAAGAAUGAGGCUCGACGCCGGAGACAGGAGAAAGGCGAGAGGAGAGGAUGUGGGGGGCGGAGCGAGGUAGUAAAAGGCAUCCUCCCCCGCUCUCUAGCGAGCGUGCGGGUAGCGUAGCCGCUACCAGCAACAGCAGCCCCGUUAUUAGGGACUGAGCUGAUACGGCGCGGAAGCAAAAUGUUCUAAGGCCGUAGCCGUUCCUGGGCAGGAAGGAGCCUGCGUAGAGUCGGAGGCCAUGGUGGAGCUACGCGAGAUGGACUGCAGCGUGCUUCGGCACCUUCUGCACCGGGGGGACUGCACCGGCGGGACCAGUUCCUCAGCUGCUCCCGCAGGCGGGAAGUGUCUCCUCUUGGACUGCAGGCCCUUCCUCGCUCACAGCGCCGGGUACAUCCGCGGCGCGCUCAACGUGAGAUGCAACACCAUCGUCCGGCGGCGGACCAAAGGGUCGAUCAGCCUGGAGCAGAUCUUACCGGCGGAAGACGAGGUGCGCUCCCGCCUACGUUCGGGUCUCUACUCGGCCGUGGUUGUGUACGACGAGCGGAGCCCGCGGGCCGAAUCUGUGCGGGAGGAUAGCACCGUGUUGCUGGUGGUGCGGGCGCUGCGCAAGGACACGGAGCACACCGACAUCUGCUUGCUGAAAGGUGGCUACGAACGAUUCCAGUCAGAAUAUCCAGAAUUCUGCACAAAGACAAAAUCUCCCACAGCAGCCUCUACUCUGGUGCCUGUGGAGCAUCUGGACCAUAGCUGCAGUUCCUGUGGGACACCACAGCAUGACCAGGGUGGCCCCGUGGAAAUCUUGCCUUUCCUCUUCCUUGGCAGUGCUCAUCAUGCAGCUCGGAGGGACAUGUUGGAGGCCUUGGGAAUCACAGCCUUGUUAAAUGUUUCAUCUGACUGCCCCAACCACUUUGAAGGACACUUUCAGUAUAAGUGCAUUCCAGUGGAAGAUAACCACAAAACUGACAUCAGCUCCUGGUUCAUGGAAGCCAUUGAAUACAUUGACGCUGUGAAGGUGUGUCAUGGACGGGUGCUUGUGCACUGCCAAGCUGGCAUCUCGCGAUCAGCUACCAUCUGUUUGGCUUACCUAAUCAUGAAGAAGCGAGUGAAGCUUGAGGAGGCCUUUGAGUUUGUCAAGCAACGUCGGAGCAUCAUCUCUCCGAACUUCAGCUUCAUGGGUCAGCUGCUUCAGUUUGAGUCCCAGGUGCUGACGUCAUGUGCCGCUGAGGCUGCAAGCCCCUCGGGAACCCUAAGAGAAAGGGGGAAGAACUCAUCCACGCCUACAUCUCAGUUUGUCUUCAGUUUCCCAGUCUCUGUGGCAGUGCAUUCCACUUCAGGCAGCCUUCCUUAUCUGCAUAGCCCUAUUACCACCUCUCCCACCUGUUAGAGUAGGCCUUUGGGGGUUGGAACUAGGGAUGUCAAAGAGCAGAAUCCUACAGCCCCAUUGGCAAUGGCUAUAGGCAAUAAAGAACUUUGCCCCCCCACCCCCGGCCGAACGGAAUGCACCAAAGACAGAGCAAUUAGGGCAAACUUUGCAGCUAGAAUGGAACCUGGUGGGGUGGUGGGUUCCAGCAUGUCCUUUCUUGGCAAGAUGUCUUACCUCAUUUUUUAAAUAUAUAUAAAAUAUAAAAAGCUUGAAGUUUUGAA
Candoia aspera is the source of this 1670-nucleotide messenger RNA. It is a transcript of the gene DUSP4, whose product is annotated as dual specificity phosphatase 4. Gene Ontology annotation, cellular component: cytoplasm; nucleus. Bases 265 to 1410 code for a protein of 381 amino acids. The record is from RefSeq and is a predicted model, not a curated record. Gene Ontology annotation, molecular function: MAP kinase tyrosine/serine/threonine phosphatase activity; protein tyrosine/threonine phosphatase activity; MAP kinase tyrosine phosphatase activity. NCBI's taxonomy places the organism in Eukaryota, Metazoa, Chordata, Lepidosauria, Squamata, Candoiidae. The transcript has 4 exons. Gene Ontology annotation, biological process: negative regulation of MAPK cascade; endoderm formation; protein dephosphorylation.